GAAAAGAUGGGAGCGUCAAUGUCAAUGUUUGCAAAGCUGUGGAACAAGAUGUUCAAUAAUGCAGAGUACAAGGUGAUUAUUAUCGGAUUGAACGCAGCGGGAAAGACGACGACGCUCUAUAAGCUACUGUUGGACGAGGUGGUGUCGACGACGCCCACCGUAGGCAGCAACCUCGAGGAGUUUGUAUAUAGGAACAUUAGGCUGCUGAUGUGGGAUCUGGGCGGGCAAGACCUGUUGCGAAGCACGUGGAACCAGUACUACAUGAACACCCAGGCUGUAAUAUUAGUGAUCGACAGUACCGACAGGGUGCGUGUGCCUCUCAUCAAAGAAGAACUAUUUAAAAUGCUCUCUCAUGAGAACUUGAAGAAGUCGAUUAUAUUGUUGUUCGCGAACAAGCAGGACUUGAAAGGAGCCAUGUCGGCAACAGAGUUGACAAACUUAUUGUCUUUGCACACGAUAAAGGAUCACGCUUGGCAUAUUCAGGCAUGUUGUGCAUUGACAGGUGAUGGACUGGAGCAAGGAAUGGAUUGGCUCGUGUCCAACAUCAACAAGGGAUAA
Acytostelium subglobosum LB1 is the source of this 558-nucleotide messenger RNA. RefSeq lists its product as hypothetical. Gene Ontology annotation, cellular component: trans-Golgi network; cytoplasm. Lineage: Eukaryota; Evosea; Eumycetozoa; Acytosteliales; Acytosteliaceae. Gene Ontology annotation, biological process: protein localization to Golgi membrane; vesicle-mediated transport; intracellular protein transport. The record is from RefSeq and is a predicted model, not a curated record. The transcript is spliced from 3 exons. The annotation marks the transcript as partial. Gene Ontology annotation, molecular function: GTPase activity; GTP binding.